AAAAAAGGCCGGGUAUUGAGUGUAGGGGCUUGGUUUGAGCGUGCCGCAUGGUCAGAGAGCCCGAUUCCCAUGCCCGGAUGCAAAGCCCAUCCCACUCGCGGAGCCCGAAGCUUGCGAAGUCGCGGGCGCAUGGGCGCUGCGGGGACCUAUGCUCAAGCAUGUUUCUCUACUGUUUCAAGCUUGGCUGCCCGCCGGAUCCCAUCGUAUUGAGGGAGCUUGCCCAAGACGCGGCGCUGUCUUUGGACCUCCGCCUGGCCAAGACUUUGAUCUCGGCAGUCUGUGCGACCCUGCGAGGGCAACCUCCAGGAAUCCGGCAGAUCAUCCUGCGCGAUGGCAUGCAUUGCUUCGGGCAUGAUGCUGCGUACCGAAAGCAGGCGGCAGCAGCAGCGAAGACCCAGGGCAGCGCGCUCCAUACGGCACCGUUGCGCUUGCUGAUGACGGCCCUUGCGGUGUUCCUGACGGCCCAGGGUCAUCGCGUGGAGGUGCUUGACUUGGCCGGGCUGCCCUUGGGCAAAGAGCUCACCUCCCUGCUGGGGCCCAUAGCCGCGACCUUGGGGCAGUGCAGGGCGCGCAACCUGCAGUGGUUGAACCUCUCCGGGUGUGGCGUGGGCGACCGCGGCCUGGCGCUGCUACUGCCGUGGCUCUGCAGCGCGCCGCAGCUCAGCGCGCUGCUGCUGGCGCAGAACCGGCUGUCAGACACCAGGCUUCUGGAUCGCUUUUUGCGAGCCAGGGGGCAAUUGUGCGGUUCGCAUGGGGCGGCGCCAUUGCAGCUCCUGGAUUUAUCUCAGAACCACCUGUUGGUCACCAGACACGCGGAGUACGGAGCUUUGGGCGCGUCGGGAGUUCCGGCAAAAGCUGAGCGCACUGGUGUCUUGGUGCAGCUGAUAUCCCGCGCACUUGCAGCUGGCUUGCCUCUGGAAGUGCUGCGAUUGCAACAUUUGCAAUUGAAAGAUAGCGACCUGAUCCCGCUGCUGAGGUUUCUCCACGCCGAAGCUGGCAAAGUUCCCAGCGGCAACGGUAUUUGGACCCUGCGGCACAUCGAGCUCUCCGGGAAUUCGGUGUCCAGCCAAGUGCAGCAGGACAUCUCCGACGCCAUUGCCCUGCUGCAGUUCCUGCAUUCGCAGGAGCGGCCGAGCCUCGGCUCGCGCAAGCGCGAGCCCGAGCAAGCGCCUGCCUUGCAAAAGGCGUGCUCGGAGCCUUGUGAGUCUCCAGAUCGCGCGCACGAUGUCGUCGAUACCUUGAGCGAUAGUGAGUGCACAAGAGACCCAAGAGGAUCGCGAGGGUCGGUGCUGAACCGAAGGCAGGACGUCCAAAGCUUCAAGCUUGAUGCUGCUUGUUUGCAGGAAGCAAAGAGGUGCACGGCACAACUGGAGCACACCUUCGUGGAUGAAGUUACAGCGCCAACGUCCACAGCUCAUUCUCUUGGGGUGAGGCAAGUCUUGCUGGAUUUGUUGCAAGGCAACAACGACUGGGCAAGAGCCAAGGCGGAAGCUAACUUCACCAGUACGGAUAGUCCAGAGUUUAUGGAUGACAGCAUCCGGGCCAGCCACACCACCGGCUUGUCCGAUGCUUUCUUCCUGGACUUGCCGGCUCUGCCGUCGCCGGAGCCGCCGGAGCCGCCGGAGCCGAGCGCGUCAGAGGCGGAGACGCCCAAAGGCCCGGAGUUUGGGGCUUUGGAUGAGCUUGGCGCCAGGCUGGGAUCUGCUUCUCAGCUCCCGCUGGAAACUUGGCCAACUGGACCUUUGCAAGACAUGCACAGGGAAGCCAUCAACGACCUUUGUGGCCGGAGGUUGAAUUGGCUUGAGA
This is a messenger RNA of Effrenium voratum, 1806 nucleotides long. The record is from the annotation of a GenBank genome assembly. NCBI's taxonomy places the organism in Eukaryota, Dinophyceae, Suessiales, Symbiodiniaceae.